This is a messenger RNA of Branchiostoma belcheri (Belcher's lancelet), 2645 nucleotides long. Its product is annotated as disintegrin and metalloproteinase domain-containing protein 10-like. Bases 319 to 2424 code for a protein of 701 amino acids. NCBI's taxonomy places the organism in Eukaryota, Metazoa, Chordata, Leptocardii, Amphioxiformes, Branchiostomatidae. Gene Ontology annotation, biological process: Notch signaling pathway; membrane protein ectodomain proteolysis. Gene Ontology annotation, molecular function: metalloendopeptidase activity. The transcript has 14 exons. Gene Ontology annotation, cellular component: plasma membrane. The record is from RefSeq and is a predicted model, not a curated record.
CCCCCAUUUGACCCUCACGAAAACAAUGUUGGGCGGCGGCCAUGUUGAAGUGUCAUGCUAAUGUUUUGGGAUGUCAGUGACUAAAAUUGGACCCUAAAUAUUCGCACGUAGCUUCAAGACGAUUCUAAGUUUGCUGCGAACAUCUUUAGCACUCAAGUGAAGAAAGUCACAGAGUCUUGACGCUUUCAGUAAGGUCCCAAAGUCCGUUAGCUCUGGUUUAGGCUUGCCGCAAAACAGGUGCUCUUAGCUGUACUGUUUUUAGUUUCAGUUCCGCAAAAAAUUAUUGUUCUGUGCUAAAAGUCACAAAGAAAGAGGAAAAUGAAGACUGCUUUGGUCGUCGUGUGUUUAGCUCUUCUUUCCACCGUAGUCAUCACAACAGGUGAGAGACUGAAUGACUUCAUAAGUCACUACGAAGGACUCAGGUACAGUACAGGGACUCUACAGGCCAAGCAUGAGAGGGUCAGGAGGGCGGCUAUGGGGGAGGCCACACAUGAGGAUGUGCACCUCGCAUUCUUUGCACAUGGAAGAGAUUUCCACCUACAACUUUCACCAGACAACAGUAUGUUCAGUAAAGAUUUCCAACUGGAAACAAGCAGAGGUGUUCAACAGAUAGACCUGUCUCAUAUCUACUCUGGCUAUCUUGUUGGAGAGCCUGGUACCACCAUGUGUCAUGGCAGCAUCAUCAAUGGCAGGUUUGAAGGGUUCAUCUACACACCAGAAGGGGACUACUACAUAGAGCCUGCAGAACGCUACAACACCAGCGCUGACUUCCACUCUGUCAUGUACAAGGCGGAGCAUGUAGAGGACCCCCUGCCAGGACAGAAAACGGGAUGCGGCGUCCACGGAGACUACACGCUACACGAGCCCAAAACUGACUUCCCGCCCGAAGAGGUUGAUAAUGAAGUUAACCACCACGAGUACAACAAGUACGCUGAUCCCCACAAACGCUACCGUCGACAGACAGUACCCACCAAGAACACCUGUCAGAUCUACAUCAUGGCUGACCACAAGUUCUACGCAUAUUACGGUACAUGGGAAGCUGCAGUGGCCCAGCUUGCAGCCCACGUGAAAGCUGUGAAUGCCAUCUACAGACCACUGGUACUGGACGACAAGACUGGAUACGGCAUUGAAGUCACCAGAAUCAGGAUCAACACCACGGAGGAUAGUUUAGAGACUAACAACCCCUUCAGGCCGGAAAACAUUGGUGCAGAAGCUUACCUGGACCUGCUGUCCAACUACAACCACAACCCCUACUGUCUGGCCUACGGGUUCACAGACAGGGACUUUGAAGGAACUCUGGGACUAGCCUGGGUCGGAAGUAUUUGCUCCAGGUACCUGAGUUACAGUGGAAGGCACCAGUCCAGGAACACAGGCCUUGUCUCAGUGCAGCUGUAUGGGAACCAUGUCCCUCCUAAAGUCUCACACAUCACAUUUGCACACGAAGUCGGGCACAGCUGGGGAUCUCCGCAUGACCCCGAGGGUGCGUGCUCCCCUGGCGGUGAGCUGGGGAACUACAUCAUGUUUGCCCAGGCCACGUCUGGUGACAAGUCCAACAACAACAAGUUCUCCUCCUGUAGUAUGGACAGUAUCCGCCGAACAGUCGGGUCUAGGUCACAGAGAUGUUACAAAGCUGCUGACACUGCCAUCUGUGGUAAUGCUAUAGUAGAGGAUGGGGAGGAGUGUGACUGUGGUUACCAGGACCAGUGUGAUAAGAUGGGAGAUGCCUGCUGUAACGGCCAGUUUCAGGAGGGCUCUGGCAUCGCAUGUACCCUCAAACAGGGCGCAACCUGCAGCCCUAGCCAGGGAACGUGUUGCAACACAACGUGUACGUACAACCCCAGCUCGUUCCAGUGUGCAGAUGAGAGGGAGUGUGCCCACAAGUCCUACUGUUCUGGUGUCAGCUCUUCCUGCCCAGACCCUGCUCCCAAACCUGACCUCACCACCAUGUGCAGCGAAGGGACACGGGUAUGCCUGGAUGGGCAAUGUAGUGAGUCGGUGUGCCGCCGGUAUGGGUAUGACAGAUGUGAGUGUAAGAGGAACGCUGAUGGCACAAACGAGGAAGAACUGUGCCACGUGUGCUGUCAACAGCAAGGACAACCAGAGACGUGCCGUAGCAGCAAGUAUUUCCCAGAGUUCAGCUCAGAGUCCCCCCUGACCCUGGAGCCGGGUAGUGUGUGUGACGACAACAAGGGCUACUGUGACAACCUCAACCGCUGUCGGGAGGUCGACAUCGACGGUCCGCUGGCCAGGAUCAAGAAACUGGUGCUGUACGGGGCUUCUGAUUGGGCCAAGGACAACUGGUGGUCAUUCCUACUGUUAUCAGUAGGGAUAAUCAUGCUUGUUGUUGGCGUGACAUGUUGCCUCAAUGCCGUCAUCCCCAAUAGUAUCGAGGAAGCAAAAGCCGAAAGAGCUGGACUACGUUAGAAUAGAACACUAUUCGCUAAGUCGAUCAUGAAUUCUAAACAAAUUAUACAUGUUGUACAUGAUUUUUGAUAAGUUUUGACACAGCAUACAUGUAAUUGAAGGAGCAAAGCAGAAAGAACCAGGCUACUGAUCAUGAAGAUGACAUAUUGUACAGUGUACAAAAUACUUUUUAGAACCAGUUUUCCCAGUGGGCAACCUACGGCAAAAAUAGGUUGCCCAUC